AAUAGAGCAGAACAUCUGCGGAGGGAUCAGAGAUCUGAGGAAGCUGCCGGGAUCACAGAGUGGGACCUCUCAUAGUCACAGCUGUGUUACUCUCUGCACGCUUCCACAUGGCUCUACCCGUGUCCCUCAUCUUCCUGGCCAUCGCCGCUGUGUGCGCCAUUCCCCCAGUGUCUAGUGCAAACCGGAAUCCCUCUGAUUGCUGCCUGGGGACAAAAUCCAAAGAGAUUCCCAGUAAUAGAGUGAAGUGCUAUAUCAAGCAGGAUCUGUCUACUGGCUGCAACAUAGAAGCGGUGAUAUUCGUCACUCGCUUUGGCAAGCACCUCUGUGCACCACCUAAUGAAAAAUGGGUCAAAGACUUAAGAAAACAAAAGAAAAAAUGUCCUACCAAAGCGGCCUGAAGAUGUGGAUGCCGGAGGAAGAUGGUGGCAAACGCAGUGGGUGGAGUCAGGUCUCUGUGUGUAGCCGACCAUUUUGAUUUCUGUCACAUAUGAUUCUCUCCCCAGCUGGUCCUUUCUUCUUCUCUGUAGUGUACAUGUAUGUAUUCUGUAUGUAAGACCCUGCUCCUCAUAUCUAUGUCACACGAUAAUCCCUGUACUGCCGGCAAACCUUUCCAGACAUUCGCGGCCCUAGAGAUGAAGCGGUAACGUUAGUAGAAAGCAGCUCAACGCCAACGUUUACAUGAAAUCCACCACAGAACCACCUGCUUGUUCUCUAGGCUGCAUCGUAGCACUUGGGGGAAACCACUUUUGGGACGAAGAACCAGACGCUAUUUUCAGAUUUACAUAUAUAUUUACAUUUACGUAUAUUUUUAUAUAUUUCUAGAUCUGCAAUGUCUUGGAUAAUAUACUAUGCUUAUAAAAAUACUGUUUCCACAAUGAGAUGAAAAGCACCAAGAUUACUUUAUGCAUGUGGGACGGGUGUAAUGCAUUCCAAUAGGGAGCAUGUUGUAUGUUGUACAGCUAUAACUUCUAAUUCAAUUAAUUAAACUUUUUUAGAGGCAUAUGUCUGCUACAUAACAACAGAGGAAGCCAUUUUGUGAGUGGAACUAGUAUUCAUGAUAAGGAAGCCUUGCUAUACAUUAGGAUCCAGUGACAUCACUGAGAAUGCAGCCAAUCCAUAGACUGGGAUCCAGUGGCAUCACUGAGAAUGCAGCCAAUCCGUAGACUGGGAUCCAGUGGCAUCACUGAGAAUGCAGCCAAUCCGUAGACUAGGAUCCAGUGACAUCACUGAGAAUGUAUCCUAUCCAGUCACUAGGAACCAGUGACAUCACUGAGAGUGCAGCCUAUCCAGUCACUAGGAACCAGUGACAUCAUUGAGAGUGCAGCCUAUCCAUUCACUAGGAACCAGUGACAUCACUGAGAAUGUAACCUAUCUAUUCACUAGGAACUAGUGACAUCACUGAGAAUGUAACCUAUCCAUUCACUAGGAACCAGUGACAUCACUGAGAAUGUAACCUACAGAUGUAUCCACAUUUAUCUUGACUGUUAAUAGGAUUAACUGUGACUGGCCAGUCAGACUUAAUCCCCUGCUGUAAUGACUUAAUCCCCUGCUGUAUUGUUCUCUGUAUUGUAUUGCAGUUGAGAACAAUAGCUGAAGGGUUUAUGCUAAUAAAUCAUGUUGUGACUAGGAACAGAAAAUUACUCAAGAUAACGGUGAAUACAUCUGUAUCCAUUCACUAGGAACCGGUGACACCAUUAAGAAUGCAGCCUAUCAGUUAGUUGAAUUCAGUGACAUCACUGAUAAUGGGACCCAUUCAUUCACUAGGACACAGUGGUAAAAAGUGCUGAGUGAAUUCACAGGUUGCAUUCUCUAAAUUAAUUCUUCCCUGUUUGUAGGCAAUAGAUGCACUUUAUUUAGCUCCCUCAAAGGUUCCAUACUGGCCGGGCUGUUUAGCAUAUUAACUGGGUUGAUUUGCAUGUUAUACAUUGUACUUAUGGCGCUAACCUCUGGAAUAACAGCCUCUCCCUGGUAAAGAUGCCGCAAGGGAUGAUGUCAUCCUUUGAGUUUUUACCAAUUCACUUUCACUGUUCUUUUACCAUAUAGGCAUAUAUCCAAUUCAUGUCGGAUCCUUUCCGACGGAAAGGAUCCAACAUGUGAGUAUUCAAUGCUGCGGCCAAACCCGACAGGUUUGGCCUGUUACCGACAAUGCCAAUCCGACUUUUUUAAAGUCGGAUUGACAUUGUCAAAAAACGGGGCUAACACCUGUCGGGUGUGGCCACACUUCUGACAAAACACGUGGAUUCCGACAAUCCACGUGUUUUACGUCAGGUCGGGAAUUCCUGACUUGUCGUAAAGAAAACAAUGGGCAUUGAAUAGCUCGGAAUCCCUUCCGACCUAAACCUGUCGGAAACUGCCGUCUUUCCGACAAGAAUUGAAUACCCUCCGUAGCCACCAAUGGGAAAGAGCCUAAGAAUAGGGUUGACCAAUGGGAAGCACUGAGUCACUUUAAUUGGGUGUGAAAUUAAGAUUUAUAUGUGAGUGCUUGUUAUGAUUUAAUGAAUGCAUAUGUACAGACGCGCUGCGGUAACGGCUUCUCGCUUCUGACAACGAGCCACAAAACAAUACAAAGGACAAAACAGGUUUAAAAAAUCAAUAUCAGUGUCUGGUUUAACAUUGUUAAUGUAUUGCAGUGUGUUCUAUAUAUCCUGUAACUACAAGUUUUAUAUAUGAUUCUAAUUAUUUUGUUGGUAACUUUGUAUACGAUUAAUGGCUUGGACUGACAGUGAUUACUGGGCGACGGAGAGUGACUGGAAGAUGAAUCGUUAGCGACAUCGGGGGCGGGGCUGGCAGCAAUAUGGCUUCCCUGGUUAUAAAGUGCAGUUUAGCACUGGUUGUGCCACGUUCACCGUCAGCUAAUAACUCAUAUUUAUUGUAAAGACAUUCCGGCCGUGUUAGAUACCACAGUGGAAUUUAUGGCUUGUGGGGGAAAUGACGAGGAAACAAUUGGUGCGAUUUUGGGUAAAUACAGGUUUCAGUUCAGGUGUAGAGGAUACAGUAGGCGUCAUUUAGAUAUGGGAGUAAAUCGGAAUAAAGGGAGUAAGACCUUGGGAUGGUUCAUGUCACUGUUCAUCUCUGCACUCUGGACGGAAAGUCUUCCAUGGGUUUACGGCAGCUCAUCCACGUGUAUCCGGCCUAUUAUAUGAUGUAUAUUUUAUAAUUGUUUUAUGGGACUUUUGGAAAUUGCUUUGUAAGAUAUGAAUUUAAUAAAUAUGUGAUUUCUAAA
Molecule: messenger RNA, 3223 nt
Organism: Pseudophryne corroboree (corroboree frog)
Lineage: Eukaryota; Metazoa; Chordata; Amphibia; Anura; Myobatrachidae
Product: C-C motif chemokine 21-like
Exons: 4
Coding region: 108-398 (96 amino acids)
Biological process (GO): immune response
Cellular component (GO): extracellular region
Molecular function (GO): chemokine activity
Source: RefSeq, a predicted model, not a curated record